AUGGAUAUCGACAUGAGCCGUCGCAACAAGGUCCCGCGCCCUCUGUCCGACUCCGAACGGGGUCGGCUGGACGAGUUCAUCGACUCCAUCCACUACUCGGCACGGGACCGCAUGGAACUGACCCAGUCCUUCACAUCUAGGUAUUCCGACAGCGAAUUCGAAUACCGUCAUGUGCAGCUUCCCAAAGCCAUGCUCAAGGCUAUCCCCAAAGAUUACCAUGAUGCCAGCCACGGAACGUUGAAGCUGCUUUGGGAGGAGGAAUGGCGCGCACUUGGUAUCACUCAGAGUUUGGGCUGGGAGCAUUACGAGGUUCAUGAGCCGGAGCCGCAUAUUUUGCUGUUCAAGCGUCCCCUCAACUACCAGCCCCCUCAGUGA
Molecule: messenger RNA, 375 nt
Organism: Colletotrichum siamense
Lineage: Eukaryota; Fungi; Ascomycota; Sordariomycetes; Glomerellales; Glomerellaceae
Gene: suc1
Product: Cyclin-dependent kinases regulatory subunit
Exons: 4
Coding region: 1-375 (124 amino acids)
Biological process (GO): regulation of mitotic cell cycle
Cellular component (GO): SCF ubiquitin ligase complex; cyclin-dependent protein kinase holoenzyme complex
Molecular function (GO): cyclin-dependent protein serine/threonine kinase activator activity; protein kinase binding; histone binding
Source: RefSeq, a predicted model, not a curated record